Pantherophis guttatus is the source of this 1990-nucleotide messenger RNA. RefSeq names its product solute carrier family 2 member 8 (gene SLC2A8). Gene Ontology annotation, molecular function: D-glucose transmembrane transporter activity. Gene Ontology annotation, biological process: D-glucose transmembrane transport. Gene Ontology annotation, cellular component: membrane. Lineage: Eukaryota; Metazoa; Chordata; Lepidosauria; Squamata; Colubridae. The record is from RefSeq and is a predicted model, not a curated record.
CUUUUUAAUAAAAAAAAAAUCGACGGACUUCCGGUCCGGCGCUUUCUGGCCCCGGCUGGGAAACCGGAUCCCGGAGGGUCUUUGGUUCCACCUUGCAAACCUUGCUGGGCUUAAGACCAAGUUGUCCUAUCAUUAAGCGUCUUCUUUGGGGCACAGCCAAAGAGAAUGGCUUCCGAGGAAUACAGACCCCUUUUGGAGACCCCUAACCCAGAGACGGAAUUGAAUGCUGCUGGAAGACCUUCUCAGUUGGAAAUUUAUUUGAGCAAAGUCCAAAACCACAAUCUCUACUUGGCAACCUUCGCCGCUGUUUUAGGACCGCUAAGUUUCGGCUUCGUCUUGGGCUACAGCUCGCCGGCUAUCCCUAGUUUGAAGCGAAGCAACAAUCCGGAACUAAGACUAGACGACACGCAAGCGUCAUGGUUUGGGUCUGUGGUCACUCUGGGGGCCGCAGCUGGCGGGACACUUGGAGGAUACGUGGUGGACAAAAUUGGCCGGAAACUUAGCCUUAUGCUCUGCACAGUACCGUACGUUUUUGGUUUCUUGAUCAUCGUCUCGGCCCAAAACAUCUGGAUGCUUUAUCUGGGACGGCUGCUGUGUGGCUUGGCCAGUGGUGUCACAUCUUUGGUAGUUCCGAUAUAUAUAUCCGAAACGUCUCACUCCAAGAUCCGAGGAGUCCUUGGCUCGUGCGUUCAGCUGAUGGUGGUGACUGGCAUCCUGGGAGCUUACCUAGCAGGCAUGGCUCUGGAGUGGCGUUGGCUGGCGGUGUUAUGCUCCAUCCCUCCCUGUUUCCUGCUGGGGCUCAUGGCUUUCAUGCCCGAAACCCCUCGCUUCCUGCUACGUCAGAAUCGGCAGUCGGAAGCCAUCGCGGCUUUGCAAUUCCUGCGGGGCCCACUGGUGGAUCACGAGUGGGAAUGCCGGCAGAUUGAAGCCAACGUCAACGAACAGCAAGAAAUGAGCAUCGCUGAGUUCAAGAACCCCUCCAUCUACAAGCCGUUCCUGAUUGGAGUGGCCAUGAUGUUCUUCCAGCAAGCAUCUGGCAUCAACGCCUUGAUGUUUUACGCUGAAACGAUCUUCGAAGACGCCAACUUUAAGAACAGCAGUGCUGCUACCGUCAUCGUUGGCUCCAUCCAAGUCAUCUUCACAGCAAUGGCCGCUCUCAUUAUCGAUAAAACCGGACGAAAAAUUCUUCUGAUCAUCUCAGGAGCGAUCAUGGCUGCCAGUGCAACGGUGUUUGGGAUCUAUUUUAGAAUUACCGUCCCCAGCCCCAGCAAUUCCUCCCAUCUCCAGCUGCUGAACACCCCCCUUAUGGAGGAAGGGCACCCCCUGGCCUGGUUAGCAGUGCUGAGCAUGAGUUUCUUCAUUAUGGGUUUUGCCUUGGGCUGGGGUCCCAUCCCCUGGCUGGUGAUGUCCGAAAUAUUCCCCCUCAGGGCCCGAGGAAUCGCCAGCGGGGCCUGUGUCCUCACCAACUGGCUCAUGGCUUUCCUGGUCACCAAGGAGUUCCAUGACCUCACGGUUCUCCUAACUCCGUAUGGGACCUUCUGGUUAUUCUCCUCCACCUGUUUGCUCAACGUGAUCUUCACCAUCGUCUGCGUUCCCGAAACGAAAGGGAAAAGUCUAGAAGAGAUAGAGGCGCAUUUUCGCAGGCCGCGUUAGGAACCCCGGCGCACAAUAUUUUUUAUUUUUUUUCCCCCCUUCAUCGUGGAUUUCGCUGAAUUGGUUGGCGAAAACGUUGGUUGGCGAGGCCAAAAAAGCCUUCCGUUCUUUUCAUUUUCCGAGGAGAUUGAUCUGAUGAAGAUGGCGUCACGGUUCGGGCCACUCUUUAACUCUCACCAAGACGGCACGAAAAUGUCAUUAAUGAAAGCGGUGCUAUUUUUUGUGAUCUGCAGGGCCCCGGGUGCUCAGAUUCCCUAACGUAAAUCUUUUGCCUUUUGACAUUUGAAACGAGGAUGCUGUUUUGAGUGUGGCUUCAAUAAACGACUGUUAAAAACCA